AUGAUUUCGAAGGUGAAAAAACUAACACAAUUACAUGAUAAACAUUUGACUCGACCUGAUUUUGAUGAAAAUUCAAGUGAAGAAAAAGAAAUUGAAUCGACUACAAAAGAUAUCACCUCAAUGUUAAAUACUUGUCAUAUGUCAGUUCAACAAAUAUCCAGUGAAACAAAUCAAUCACAAACAAAUGAUAAACGUUUAGCGAAUAAUGUCUUACAAGCAACAGCGUCAGCACUACAAGAUUUAACCGUUAAGUUUAGAAAAUGUCAAUCAAAUUAUUUACACAGUAAGUGAGAGUAUUGCCAUUUGUAGUAUUCGACAAACAUUCUCAAUUUUAAACUUGCUGCGGCCCAGUGGCGGAUCCAGCACUACAGCGGUCCGGCGACCGCCGUCCCCUUGCAAAUAGAAUUAUUUAUUAUUUAAUAUUUAUAGAACACUACCAGACUUCCUUAGAAAAAAUAUUGAUACUACCUCGGAUGACAUCGUUAGAAAUCACCAUCCCGUCGGUAGAAUCCUGGAUCUACACCUGCUGCGGCCAUACGUUUCAUACGGCAAACUCUGAGGCACUAUUUUUCUUAUGUUUCCUCGUUUCUCAAAUUUUUGAAACUGUUCUGAAACUUCUUCUUUACAUCUUCCUUCAUCUUACGCAGCAUUUAUCGUUCUACAAAGCGACAUUAGUGCCAUUUUAUGUCGAUGUAGUGUAAACUUUUCGACUUUUCAAAAUUGCGCACAUUUUAAAUUCGAGUAUCGAUCUUUUACAUCUCACAUAGUGUGUAGGUUUUUUCUACUCUUUCCAAUGGUACGUCACUGGAAAUGUACAAAUGAACAUAAUGGAAGACUUCAUAGGUGCACAGUUGAUCACAGGACUCUUCAUCUGAAACUCGAAACUCAGCUUUGUGAAAUUUGAGAUCAAUAAAUUUGAACUUUUCGAUAGCGAUGGACUCGAAUGAAAUGAUAGAGAAAGAGAAUUGAGUUUUGAGUGUACAAACGUUUCUGAAGGCUUUCUCUCUGUUAGAAAUCUAUUUCUGUUCGAGAACAUCCGAUGUUAAUAUAAUUUUCAUAGAAUGUGUGUCUUAUCUUAUAAAAAAUUCUUUUCACUUUCUGUGAAGAUUUUUGGACCUGCUUUCUGCCAGACAAUAGUCUCUUCCACUUUCAAAGCUAAUCGAGAACUCUAACAUCGGAUGCUCUGGAGAGAAAAUAGGUUUCUGACCGAAGCUUCUCAUAAAAGAUACAAAUCCAUAGUUUUCAAUGUAUCUCUUUUAAUCAAUUAAGAAGUAUCUCGUUUGAGAAAUGAAUAUUUUGGCAAGAAACUGUGUUUCUCAAAAGAGAUACAUUAUCUCUCAUUUCUGUAUUCCAAAUAGAAAUGAAAUUAACGGUAGAAGCAAUCGAGAUUAUCUUCAGCGGUAAUUAGUACUUUGAUCAAUUAAGCUUAAAAACAAAUUAUUUUCAAAAAAAAACCAAAGACUUGUACCAUUUACACAUAUAAUUUAUAAUUUUCUAAAGUCUAUUAAUUAAUAUAUUAAUAAGAUCUAUUAAUUGUACACAACCACCAUUCAGAAUCGUUUUUAUUGAUACGUAGAAAAAGAUUUUCUUUGAACAAUAUGGCAGAAGCGCCUUUUUGAGUUUGCUUUUGUAUAAAAUCCAUGAUAAUUUUUUGAAGAGUGAGGCAACAUUGCUUUGGGUAGUGUUAUUUAUAAACAUUUCGGAACAAUGAAAUCCGAAUUGUGCAGCACUGAGCCUUUUAUGAAACUCUUCUGCCGUCAAGGUUAAACCGAGUCGGGUGGCGAAGUUUUUUGAGCCAGUUAAAAACUGUUGGGUUACAUGCGAAGUUUGCCUUAAAUAUCAUUGAUCAAAAUACUAAUUACCGCUGAAGAUAAUCUCGAUUGCUUCUACCGUUAAUUUCAUUUCUAUUUGGAAUACAGAAAUGAGAGAUAAUGUAUCUCUUUUGAACAACACAGUUGCUUGCCAAAAUAUUCAUUUCUCAAACGAGAUACUUCUUAAUUGAUUAAAAGAGAUACAUUGAAAACUAUGGAUUUGUAUCUUUUAUGAGAAGCUUCGGUCAGAAACCUAUUUUCUC
This is a messenger RNA of Didymodactylos carnosus, 2074 nucleotides long. Lineage: Eukaryota; Metazoa; Rotifera; Eurotatoria; Philodinida; Philodinidae. The record is from the annotation of a GenBank genome assembly.